AUGCCUCACUCCCUCGAGCCUGUCACAGAGCGCCUUGAGUCCAACAGCGGUCUAGACAUCCUAGAAGGGUUUACCCCCACGGCCUUUGAAGACCCCUCGUUUGAUGGCAUGACCACCGCUGUUCUCCGCGCCCAUUUUAAGAAGUGGGUUACGACUGCACCGCUGCAGGAACAGCGUGUCGAUACAUGCGGACAGUCGGGCCGAGACCUAUUCUUCGUUAUGGUUGAUCAGGAGGUGCUGGAAUCUGUCUUAAAUUCGGACCUGAUGCUAUUGGGAAAACUGGUUUAUGGAGAAUGGGAGCCGGAGCCGGAGGUAGAUAAAGAUGGCAAUGAGUCAGUAGACUUGGAGGAAGAGCUUGAGCCCUUGGAGGGAUGUAUGUAG
Penicillium robsamsonii is the source of this 381-nucleotide messenger RNA. RefSeq lists its product as uncharacterized. The transcript is spliced from 2 exons. The record is from RefSeq and is a predicted model, not a curated record. Lineage: Eukaryota; Fungi; Ascomycota; Eurotiomycetes; Eurotiales; Aspergillaceae. The coding region runs from base 1 to 381 and encodes 126 amino acids.